This is a messenger RNA of Perognathus longimembris pacificus (Pacific pocket mouse), 1999 nucleotides long. RefSeq names its product gem nuclear organelle associated protein 2 (gene Gemin2). Lineage: Eukaryota; Metazoa; Chordata; Mammalia; Rodentia; Heteromyidae. Bases 32 to 874 code for a protein of 280 amino acids. The record is from RefSeq and is a predicted model, not a curated record. Gene Ontology annotation, cellular component: nucleus; SMN complex; spliceosomal complex. The transcript has 10 exons. Gene Ontology annotation, biological process: spliceosomal complex assembly; spliceosomal snRNP assembly.
GUGCGCCUGCGCUGCGACCGGAUCUACGCGCAUGCGCUGGUCAGUACCCGCCCUCUUGAAGACCAUGGCGUGGAUCCCCACGGAGUCUGCAGUGGAAGAGUUGAUGCCCCGGCUGUUGCCGGUGGAGCCCUGCGACUUGACGGAAAGUUUUGACCCCUCGGUGCCUCCCAGGACGCCUCAGGAAUACCUGAGGCGGGUCCAGAUCGAAGCUGCCCAGUGUCCAGAUGUUGUGGUAGCCCAGAUUGACCCAAAGAAGUUGAAAAGGAAGCCAAGUGUGAAUAUUUCUCUUUCAGGAUGCCAGCCUGCCCCUGAAGGUUAUUCCCCAACACUUCAGUGGCAACAGCAACAAGUAGCACAGUUUUCAAGUGUUCGGCAGAGUGUGAACAAGCAUAGAAGUCACUGGAAAGCACAGCAGUUGGAUAGUAACGUAACUAUGCCAAAAUCUGAAGAUGAAGAAGGCUGGAAAAAAUUUUGUCUGGGUGAAAGGUUAUGUGCUGAAGGGGCUAUUGGACCAGCUGCAAAUGAAAAUCCUGGAAUCGAUUAUGUACAGAUUGGUUUUCCUCCCUUGCUUAGUAUUGUAAGCAGAAUGAAUCAGGCAACAGUAACUAGUGUGUUGGAAUAUCUGAGCAAUUGGUUUGGAGAACGAGACUUCACUCCAGAAUUGGGGCGGUGGCUUUAUGCUUUAUUGGCUUGCCUUGAAAAACCCUUGUUACCUGAGGCUCAUUCACUCAUUCGACAGCUGGCAAGAAGGUGCUCUGAAGUGAGGCUCUUAGUGGACAGCAAAGAUGAUGAAAGAGUUCCUGCCUUGAACUUAUUAAUCUGCUUGGUUAGCAGGUAUUUUGACCAACGUGAUUUAGCUGAUGAGCCAUCUUGAUAUUGCUGAACUCUCAGUAAUAGAACGUAAUUCUGCCAAGACAGCCUAAGUUUGAGGAAGUGUUGGAAAUUCAAGUACAGAUUGCAUUGCUUCUUCAACACUGUGAAGGAGCUUCAUCUUCACCACGUAGCUCAAGUGCAUGUCCAGGAUGUAGGUUGGCUGAAAUGUCUGGAAAAUUCCACCUGACUUCCGUCACUGAACUGUUCGUAUUGCUUUAUGCAGUCACAUGCAUUUGAAAGUAUCAUUUAUCCUCAAAGCAGCCGCAGAGGAACUUUACAAUGAAGUUUUAUAGAGGUCCUCGGUACUGCUUCAUUGUUGAAACUUUUUUUUAAAAUGUGUUUGGGUUAUUCAUAUUUUGACUUUUGAACAAAAUAAACCACAAUGAAUGUCCUGAAAAUUAUAAUUAAAAUAAUAUAGUCUAAAUACAAAUUUACUUGAAAACUAAACUGGUCUUCUUUAAUACUUUUAUUUUAAAGGCUCUUUUUUGUUUAAAGGCUUUUGCAAGCAAAUCAUUUUCAGUAAUACUGUUAGGUCAAGUGUUUAACUUUUCUGUCAAAUCUGAUUUAUAAUUUAUUUCUGCUUUUUCCUUUACUAACAAAAGGCACAGGCAAUAAUGAUUACUCAAAGCAGGAGCGUACUUUUUUCAUAGAAGAGCAAGUCUAAAGAACCGGCCAUUAACUCUAGCUUAAGAUCUUGAUGAUAUCCACGUCUCUGCAGUUCCUUUAGCUCUUCCCUCAUGGUAGCAAGAUUGCUGCUUCAGUCUGGGCAUCACAGUACAUAUUAGCCCAAGCUAGCCUUGAACUCUUAUCCUCCUGCCUCAGGCUCCUGAGAGCUAUGUGUGUACUACCAUAACCAGCCACAUUGCCAACCUUAACAGAAGUAGGCUGUGUUAAAAAGGGCCUAAGAUCUUGGGUUGGCAGCUAACAGUCAGUGUCUACCAUAAGGAGUUUAAAUUAGCAGCCUGUACCACAACUUGCAUUAAUAGUCUCAUAUUCUUUUGACUGGUUUGAUGCUGGGGAAGGAAGUAUUGUGGUCUGAUAUAAUAAAGGCAAAUCAUCAAUUGUUUUUAAAUUUCUUCUGUAAGUAGUGGCCAAACAUAAAUUUAUGCAUGCUAUUCACACAGAA